Messenger RNA from Arxiozyma heterogenica, 900 nucleotides. RefSeq names its product hydroxyacylglutathione hydrolase GLO4 (gene GLO4). The record is from RefSeq and is a predicted model, not a curated record. Gene Ontology annotation, molecular function: hydroxyacylglutathione hydrolase activity. Lineage: Eukaryota; Fungi; Ascomycota; Saccharomycetes; Saccharomycetales; Saccharomycetaceae. The coding region runs from base 1 to 900 and encodes 299 amino acids. The transcript has a single exon.
AUGAAAUUAUUCUAUUCUUAUAGAUCAUCUUUGUCAAAUAUCAAAACAAUAACAAGAAAAAUGCAUGUGAAACCAAUUAAAAUGAGAUGGGCCUCUGGCGGGGUAAACUACGCUUAUUUAUUAAGUAAUCAAGAACAAACUAAAUCAUGGUUAAUUGAUCCUGCAGAGUCUGAUGAGGUAAAAAAUGCAUUAACAUCAGAAGAAUUGGAGACUGUAGAGAUCAUUGCUAAUACACAUCAUCAUCAUGAUCAUUCUGAUGGGAAUUUGAGCAUGGUUAAAUUAUUAUCAUCAGCUUCUUCAAAAGGAAUCAAGAAAAUUGAUGUGGUAGCAGGGUCGAUAGUUAGUCCUGGAGCUACUGUUAUUCCAAAACAUUUAGAGAAGAUUCCAUUGGGUUCUGAUAUCAAGAUUCUAUGUAUUAGAACACCAUGCCAUACUCAAGACUCUGUGUGUUAUUAUGUUGUAGAUAAACAAAACGGUGAUCAAGCGGUUUUCACAGGUGAUACACUAUUUACUGCAGGAUGUGGUAGAUUCUUUGAAGGUGAUGGUAAUGAAAUGAAUGUCGCUUUAAAUCACACUCUAUUGAGUAAUGCAGGAAGUAAAUGUAAUUGGGAUAGAGUAAAGGUUUAUCCGGGUCAUGAAUAUACAAAGGAUAAUGUCAAGUUUGUACGUAAAUAUAUUUAUACCAAGAUUGGACAAAAUGAAGCUUUAGAUAAAUUAGAAGAUUUCUGUAACCAAAAUGAAGUCACUACAGGACAUUUUACUUUAUCUAAUGAGACCGAAUUUAAUCCAUUUAUGAGAUUGGAUGACCCAGCUGUUAGAAAAGCCGUUAAUGACCCUUAUAAAACCAAAACACAUGGAGAGGUGAUGUCUAUUCUUAGAGAAAUGAAGAACAGAGGUUAA